AUGGACACCGACUCGGCCGCUCGGCUAGCACCUGAAGAGGUAGGGCGUCAUCUCGGAGUGGACGUACAAAGCGGUCUCAGCCUGCUGGAAGUGUCGGUGCGACAGGGGCUUGUUCCUCCAAAUGAGUUGGAGAAGGAAGAGGAGGACCCGCUGUACAAGAGAUACCUGGAACAGUUCAAAGACCCGCUCAUCCUGCUUCUGUUGGGUUCGGCGGUGCUGAGCCUUCUCAUCAAGCAGUACGACGACGCCGUCAGCAUUUUCAUGGCCGUCACGAUCGUGGCAACGGUGGCGUUCGUGCAAGAGUACCGCUCGGAGCAGUCACUGCAGGCGCUGACCACGCUCCUCCCUCCGCACGCUACCUGCUUUCGUGGAGGCAAGGCUUCGGACGUGAUGGCGCGAGAGCUUGUCCCCGGAGACGUGGUGCUGGUAAAGAGCGGCGACCGCAUCCCUGCAGACUGCCGCUUGGUUCAGGCUGCCGACCUGUUUGUCGACGAGUCGAGCUUGACCGGAGAGGGCCACGCACGCGAGAAGGUAACCGCCGCCCUUGGCGCGGUGGCGAGUGGAGACGGUCGACUAGAGGGCGCCGGACCCGUGAGCCACGGGCACAGAGCGAUUCCGCUGGCGGAGUGCAAGAACAUGGUGUUCAUGGGGACCCUCGCUUGCGGUGGCCACGCCAAGGCGAUCGUCGUCGCUACAGGGAUGAAGACGGAGUUCGGCAAGACGUUCGAGGACAUGAAGGACAUCGAGUCUCGGCGCACGCCGUUGCAGAUGAAGAUGGAUGAGCUGGGGAAGCAGCUGAGCCUCCUCAGCUUUGGCAUAAUCGGAGUCAUCGCGCUCGUGGGGGUGCUGCAGGGAAAGAAGCUGCUGGACAUGUUCAACAUCGGGGUGUCUCUGGCCGUGGCCGCUAUCCCAGAGGGCCUGCCCAUCUGCGUCACGGUUACACUCGCUCUCGGGGUAAUGCGAAUGGCGAAGAGGAACGCGAUCGUGAAACGGCUGCCGGCUGUUGAGGCGCUCGGGUGCGCGACCGUGAUCUGCGCCGACAAGACCGGAACACUCACCCGCAACAAGAUGACGGUGAAGGAAGUGUUCGUGCUGUCGGAGGAAGAGGUGUUGGCUGUGGGCGGGGUUGGCUAUGACCCUGCGGGCGAGUUCACCGUGUGCGGGAGGGGCGUCACGCCCCAAAGCUGUCCCGCCGUGGCGUCUCUGCUGGAAGCGGCUUGUCUUUGCAAUAACGCCGCCCUGGGGGACGCGGCAGCCGGCGGAGCCAGAGUCUCAAGUGCUGACCCCGUGGCCGCAGACGAUGCAGCGACGCGGGGACAGCCGACGGAGAUCUGUCUCCUGGUUGCGGCGCAAAAGUUUGGAGUCCCAGAUCCCCGACCAACGCACGAGCGCAUCCACGAAGUCGCCUUCAGCUCCAGCCGGAAAAAAAUGGAGGUCCGUUGCCUCGACAGCGCCGGGAAGGAAACAUGCUACGUGAAGGGGUCGGUGGAGGCCGUCUUGAUCAACUGCACCACCUGCCAGGUGCAGCGAGGGUCCGCCGCCGCGGAGAUGGGGGAGACGGAGCGGCGUCGGGUGCUGGACGUGGCCAACGCGUUAGGGUCGAAGGGACGGAGAGUGAUGGCUGUUGCGUGCGGGACACGCGCGGACUCCCUUUUCUUUUGUGGAUUGGUCGGGAUCAUGGACCCGCCCCGGGCGAGCGCGAUCAAGUUCGCGGAAAGGAUGCAGGCGUGCUCGACAAGAAUGUGCAUGAUAACGGGCGAUGCGGAGGAUACCGCGGUCGCGGUGGCGUCGGCGGUGGGAUUCUUCGACCCUUCGCACCACCGCACCCUGUCGGGUGCCGAGAUCGAGAGCAUGAGCACGUCAGAGCUUGAGGUUUUUGUCCACGAGGUUGGUGUGUUUUACCGGACCAGCCCUCGCCACAAGCUCAGCAUCGUCAAGGCCCUCCAGGGCAUCGGAGAGGUCGUGGUGAUGACCGGAGACGGGGUUAACGACGCCCCCGCCCUGAAGGCGGCCGACAUCGGAGUGGCGAUGGGUAUUUCGGGCUCGGAUGUCGCGAAGGAGGCCGCGGACAUGAUUUUGAUGGAUGACGACAUCGCUACCAUCACAGCGGCGAUAGAGGAGGGGAAGGCUAUCUUCUACAACAUCAAGAACUUCUUGACGUUCCAGCUGUCUACGGCUUUGGCGGCGCUGUCGAUCGUGGCUAUCGCGACGUGCAUGGGGUUCAAGUGCCCCAUCAACGCAAUGCAGAUCUUGUGGAUAAACAUUAUCAUGGACGGGCCACCGGCUCAGUCCUUGGGCGUGGAGCCAGUUCACGGAGCCAUUGUGAAGAGGCCGCCACGUAAGGCGGGGGACCCGGUGAUAUCGACCCGUCUCAUGUGGCGCGUGGUUACGAGCGGGUGUCUCAUUGUGGUCGGGACUCUGUGGGUGUUCAGCCUGGGCAUGACGCAGAACGGGGUAUUGUCAAGAAGCAUGGAGCCGACGCGGCGAGAUAGGACCAUGACGUUCACGACCUUCGUCAUGUUCGACAUGUUCAACGCCUUGUGCUGCCGGUCGGCGGACAAGAUCGUGCCCCAGAUGGACAUGUUUGCCAACAAGGCGUUCAUCUACUCUGCCGGAGGGUCCCUUGUCGGCCAGAUGCUCGUGGUGUACGUGCCAUGGCUCCAGCAAAUCUUCCAGACCGAAGCUUUGUCCUUGAACGACCUGGCGUUCAUCGUUUUCGUGGCCUCCAGCAUGGUGGCACUGGAUACUGCACGCAAGGUUCUUUUCCCCGACCGCCAGGGAGAGGCACCGGUUUGGGCUGGUUCUGCCCUCACCAGGAGCUUGGGCAGAGAAAAACUGAGCAUGGCGUGAUCCGGCGAUGGUAGCUCGUCCCCCGUGGGAGAGAGCUCGUGUGUGCGUGUGUGCGUGCGUGUGGUGCACCACAUCAACGACUAUUGUUUGUCACCCGUUGGGGAUAUUAUCUGUACCAUGUAACGCUUCGAAGAAGUGUAAAGUAGUUUUUUUGUGUCAAGACAACAACCGUGUGCGUAAGUCCAGUACAAGUUGAUAUCGA
This is a messenger RNA of Ectocarpus siliculosus, 3052 nucleotides long. NCBI's taxonomy places the organism in Eukaryota, Phaeophyceae, Ectocarpales, Ectocarpaceae. The record is from the annotation of a GenBank genome assembly.